Closterium sp. NIES-67 is the source of this 1219-nucleotide messenger RNA. The record is from the annotation of a GenBank genome assembly. Lineage: Eukaryota; Viridiplantae; Streptophyta; Zygnematophyceae; Desmidiales; Closteriaceae.
UGGGGGAUGGGAGGGAAGAGGCAUGGGCAGGAGGUAUGCGAGGAGCAGAAACAGCAGCAGCAGCAGCAGCAGCAGCACCACCACCACCACCACCACCUCCACCAUCACCACCACCAGCAGUCUGAGACUGGUCUUCAGCAGCAGCAGAUCACCCCCACCAUCCCCAGCACCAGCUGUUCCACCCCACGGCCCGCCGCCACCCCCUAACAGCAUCCUCCCUCGCAGCGGCACGCGCCUCCAACCCGCUCUUCCGCGCCGUCUCUUCCUUCCUCUUCGGCCCGCGGCGCGCCGCGUCGCUCCUGCUGCCGCCCCCGCUGCCGCUUCGGAAGCAUGGUCGCUGUUCCAGAUGGUGCAGGACGAGUGGGUGCGGAGGGGGGCGCUGGACGGCACAGCUGGGGGAUUUGAUUUCGCCUCUGUUGGUGCUGCUGCUGUUGCCGCGGCGGGUAGAGUGAGUUUGGAAACAGAUGCGAGGGUGGCUUUAAUGGAUGACAGCCAUCUCACCACGCCCCUGCUCUCCCGAUACCUCCACCACGUGUCAGCGUCAGCAUCCUCGCCAACAGCAGCAGCAGGAGCAUCCGCACCUGCAGCAGCAUCAGCAGCAGCAGCACUAAGAGGGCAGCAAGGCAUGCCGCCUCAAACGACUCCUCCUUUAACGAAGACAAGAGAUCCUGGCGGCACCAGCAGCAGCAGCCGCAAGAAGAAGGUAGUGCGGUUUAAGGGGCUCGAGAAGGAAGAGGGGGGUGGCAUGGAGGAGGGGGAGGGCGUGGUCUUGGAAAGUCAGGGAUUGCUGGAGAAGGGGGGCGAGAGAGACAAGAGAGACAGGAGAGGGAUGGGGUUGGAAGAAGAGGAAAUAGUGGAGGAGGGAAGCGAGGCAAGAAGGGGAGUGGCAGGGGCUGAACCCGCCCUCAACCUGCUUCUCCUCUGCGCGGUUCUGUCCUGAAAGGGGUUGAUGGCGCCAUACCAAAGGCUGAGGGAGCCGCACAGUCGGCUGGUAGCACCAUGGAAGGCGGUGUGUUCUCCCAAGACAAGCCUUUUCUGCAGCUGCUUGCCAAGGCUGGCGCACCGGUGAAGCAGGGCAGGAAACGGAAAGAAGUGGAAGAGGGGGUCAGGGAUGGCGCAGAGCGAAGGGAAACAGAGGAGGAGGAGCAGGAGAAAGUGGGGGAGGGUGAGGCGGAGGAGGAGAGGGAAGAGGAGGAAGAAGAGGAGAUUGAGAGGCCGC